Messenger RNA from Erythranthe guttata (spotted monkey flower), 1073 nucleotides. Lineage: Eukaryota; Viridiplantae; Streptophyta; Magnoliopsida; Lamiales; Phrymaceae. The record is from RefSeq and is a predicted model, not a curated record.
ACUACACAACGGUAGUGCUAUUGUAGUUAGAAGGUAUAAAAAAAGGUAAUGGCAUUUCUUCUGAUGUAAUUAAAUAGUAUAUGUCGUAUUGCCCAAUAGUAUAAGUACUGUAGGUGUAUGGUAUUGAUACAAUAUAGUGACGGUAUAAUUACAAUACCUACAUAGUACCAUUGUUAUCUUACAAUUGUAUUUUUUCUGAUUAUUGUUUUUCCUUUAUAAUCGUAAUACACUUGGAGAUGAUGACGCCCAACAAGCUUGCAGGUGCUCUCCUAGCGCCUUCAAAGAACAAAUGGACAUAAUUAAACCUAUGAUGACGGCCAGACACUAUGCUGCAUUGGAGGAAAAUCCUUUCGGGCAUUUCUUAAAUAUGCCUAAGAUAUACCAUAGUUUCUUAAAUGUGUCUGCUCUGUUGAAGAAGACAUACAACGUGGAGACACGUACGUUCUGGUUUGGAGGUAAAACUAUCCCUGUCGUCUUUGAUCCUAGGGAGUUCUGCAUCAUGAUGGGAUUACAGUUUAAGGGGAUACCCAUCGAUAAAAACCUGAAAAUAGAAACUCCUUUCAUUAGACGUGUUUUUGGGGGUAAAUUGACCCAAGUAAAGCGUCAUCAAAUUGCUGAAAAAUUGGAAGAGUAUGCUGUUAGGACCGACCAACAAUCAAUUGAGGAUUUUUGUAGGUUGUACAUUAUUUUCGCUUGCAAUACUUUCUUAUUGCCAAAGGGCAACUUUCAACUGCCGAGGUACGUUUAUCCACAUGUUGAAAAAUUGGAGCGCGUAGGAGAUUUUGCGUGGGGAAAGUUGGUGUAUGAUGUGCUCAUUGAAAAUAUUGAGGCACACUUGGCUGGCGCAGGAGGGUAUUUUGAUGGUUGCACCAUUGGGUUGUUGGCAUGGGUGAGUGAAAGGAUCACUUCUUUGGGAUUCGCAAGAACUCACACCAGACAAGGUAACAAUUUUGAUUUAUGCAUUUUCAUUGUGUUAUUUGCUUACGUAAUAAACUAAUGUACAAUUUUUCUAUAUGUUUAUUAGGUGAUAUCAUUCUCCGUGCACAAAGAAGAGAGAAAGUUUUUGGUUUCAC